Messenger RNA from Beauveria bassiana ARSEF 2860, 1029 nucleotides. Its product is annotated as cholera enterotoxin subunit A2. Gene Ontology annotation, molecular function: toxin activity. The transcript has a single exon. The record is from RefSeq and is a predicted model, not a curated record. NCBI's taxonomy places the organism in Eukaryota, Fungi, Ascomycota, Sordariomycetes, Hypocreales, Cordycipitaceae. Bases 1 to 1029 code for a protein of 342 amino acids.
AUGGUCAAAGCAUGGUCUUGGGCUGCGGCGGCACUUGCUUGUGCCAUCAUUCCAACUCACGGUGCUGUGGUACCAAACAACAACUUGGCGCUCGAGGCAGAAACUGAAACAAGGCCAUUUCGGUUUGAUAUACCCGACGGUGAUCUUUCUGGGCUAGAGUACUACACCUCUUUACAAAAGCGACAAGAGGCACUCCCGCUUCCGAGCGUACUCUAUCGGGGCAGUGGCAGCUCCCCCGAGGAAGUCAAGGCGCGUGGAGGUUUCGUCCCUCGGCAAGAGGGAGGACCACUGACGAAUGAAACUUUUGGCCUGGAGUCACAUCAUUGGGGACGCAGUCGUACUGCAUAUUCUUCCACGACGAGAUCGUUCGGCGUAGCUCUUGGCUACAGCGUGAGAGACCGGGAUGCAGGCUGGAUCUACAAGAUUCAUCCUACGCCAAACAUGAUUGACAUGAAUGGCUCGGGAUUCAGGCUCCAUUUCAGGUCCGAAGAAGAAUUUUCAGCCCUGGGCGGCAUUCGCUACGACCAGAUUGAGGCGUGGAUGCCCAUGUCGAAGAGCGACCUGAAAGAAGAGUUGACGAGAGCGCAUGUUUGGGAAUUUCACGAUUUUGAAAAGUUCUCGGCCAAGUAUCCUGGAAAGAACUGGACCGUCAAUCCUGACUAUGACCACAAAUACGACUCGCUGACCGCAAGCCCCGGACAGCCGCAGCUUGCUGGAGACACUGCCAACUUGGCAAAGUACAGCAACAAGACACUAGAGGAAUACGCCAUUGAGUUUAUGCAAAAGAAUGGCGCCGCCGUCGGUUGGGAUGGCAAGUUUCCUCUUAGCUCUUUGAAAACACCAGUUGAGCAAACCCCUCCGUCAAUGGCUGAGCUUUGCGCCAAAGGCCCGGACGGCAAAGUGAAAUAUGGCAAGGAUGAAGACGACUGCUUGAACAUGUAUGCGCAGUGCUUGUUCGAGGGACUGACUGAUACUCGGGAUGCAACUAUCAAGUGUAUGGAGACAAUGUCGUUGGCGCCCGCACACUGA